AUGCAUGCUGACCCUUGGGUAGUAGCCGGAGAUUUCAACCUCAUUGAUGAUCUAUCCGGUAAGAACAAUGAGAGGAUAAAUCACCGUAUGACGGGCAAGUUCCGGAGGAUGCUUAUGGAGCUAGAGCUUAAGGAUCUAUACCUGGCAGGAGGUGAAGCGACCACUUCAUGGAACGUCAAAUUUCAAAUCAUGAUAGCUAACGAGGUGAUUCUUCGUCUGGACAUCACCAUGGAGUCGAAGUCCAUCGUCCAUCUACGUUGCAAAUGUCCCCAAAGAAAAGAAGUCUCCAUUGCAAAUGGACUGAAAACUAAUAACCCCUUCACCGAAAAAACUAGUGACUCCUUAACUCCGGUCAUGUCUGCAUCACGGUCGGAAGGCGAUGAGGCCCUCGUCAACGAGGUGCUCACCGACGAUGAGCUCCGUGCGGUGCUCACCCGCCUGAGGCCCGAGUCGGAGCGCGACGCGUUCGGGCUCGUGUGCAGGCGCUGGCUCCGGAUCCAGAGCUCCGAGCGCCGCCGCCUGCGCGCGCGCGCCGGUCCGUCCAUGCUGCGCCGCCUGGCAGCACGCUUCCCGGGCAUUCUCGAGCUGGAUCUCUCCCAGUCGCCGUCUCGCUCGUUCUACCCCGGUGUUAUCGACGACGAUCUGGACGUCAUUGCAGGGGGGUUCUGCAAUCUGCGAGUCCUCGCCCUGCAGAACUGCAAAGGGCACCAUCUCUCCACUCCGACCCAUGUCCGGGUGAAAGCCCAAGAUCCGAUGCGGAUCGGGCGUCGGCGGCGCCCCGUGCACCGUAACCUUCCUGGAGGCGACGCCAAGGACAUUGGGAUCGGAUGGAAGGGUCUGCAGGUGGCUGUGGCGGCCUCAUACCCAGCAGGCGUCCUGGUUGAGGAGCACGCCGGACUGAUGCAGAGGCCGGGGAUAUUUCUGGAAGGUCGUUUUCGGCGCAGGUUAUAUUACGCUGGCUACUGUCUUAGACCAGAGAACUCGACUCUAGUAGAGAUAUUUGUAGCCCUGGUUAAAUGUUUGGUUCUAUAUGCUGGUAUCACUGAUGUUGGAAUGGUCAAAUUAGGAGAAGGGCUGCAAUGUCUGCAAACCCUAGAUGUCUCUCACUGCAAAAAACUUAGUGAUAAAGGUUUAAAGGUGAUUGCGUCAGGGUGCCAGAAAUUGAGACAGUUGCACAUCGCAGGUUGCAGAUUAAUAACUGAUAAUUUGUUGCAUGCUGUAUCAAAAAACUGUUUGAACUUGGAAGAGCUUGGUGCUGCAGGAUGUAACAGCAUAACAGAUGCUGGAAUCUCAGCUCUAGCCGAUGGUUGUCAUAAAAUGAAGUCACUAGACAUAAGCAAAUGCAAUAAAGUUGGUGAUCCUGGAAUUUGCAAAAUUGCUGAGGUCUCGUCGUCAUCUCUAUUGUCAUUGAAACUGUUGGAUUGCAGCAAAGUGGGCAACAAGUCUAUCUAUUCACUAGCUAAGUUCUGCUGCAACCUAGAGACUCUCAUCAUCGGUGGAUGUCGGGAUAUUAGCGAUGACUCCAUAGAAGCACUAGCUCUUGCCUGCUGUAGCAGCCUCCGGAUUUUAAGAAUGGACUGGUGCUUGAAAAUAACAGACGCCUCGUUGAGAAGUCUGUUGUGCAACUGUAAACUUCUUGCCGCUAUUGAUGUCGGGUGCUGCGACCAAAUAACUGAUGCGGCAUUUCAGGGCAUGGAAGCGAACUUGUUCCGGUCGGAAUUGAGAGUUCUGAAGAUCAACAAUUGUGUUGACCUCACAGUUGUGGGAGUGAGCAGCGUGAUAGAGUCAUGCAAGGCACUCGAGUACCUCGACGUCCGGUCAUGUCCUCAGGUUACAAGGCAGAGCUGCGAGGAAGCUGGGUUGCAGCUACCUGGUGGCUGCAAGGUGAACUUUGAAGGUAGCUUGUCGGAGUCUGAUCCAUCUGUUGAUAGGUUCUUCUAG
This is a messenger RNA of Triticum turgidum subsp. durum (durum wheat), 1941 nucleotides long. NCBI's taxonomy places the organism in Eukaryota, Viridiplantae, Streptophyta, Magnoliopsida, Poales, Poaceae. The record is from the annotation of a GenBank genome assembly.